This is a messenger RNA of Choloepus didactylus (southern two-toed sloth), 3362 nucleotides long. Its product is annotated as zinc finger protein 596-like. The transcript is spliced from 5 exons. The coding region runs from base 1 to 1992 and encodes 663 amino acids. Gene Ontology annotation, molecular function: DNA-binding transcription factor activity, RNA polymerase II-specific; RNA polymerase II cis-regulatory region sequence-specific DNA binding. NCBI's taxonomy places the organism in Eukaryota, Metazoa, Chordata, Mammalia, Pilosa, Megalonychidae. The record is from RefSeq and is a predicted model, not a curated record. Gene Ontology annotation, biological process: regulation of transcription by RNA polymerase II.
AUGGGAGCCAGAGCAGAGAGCACUGAGUGCCAACGGCUAAGGUCAGAGGAUUCCCUACUCCAAGCCUCUCUGCAACUAGUGUCUCCAGAGCCAGCCUUGGCUCCCAGAGUAACUUGGGGCCAAGGGAGUGGGGACUGUUCAAGGUUCUUCACUUCCUCCACUCACGGGCUGCUGGGAUGGGGAUUCUGGCCCUUCCCGCUCUCCGUACCGCAGCUAGGAUGUGGGCAGUUCUGUUCAACUCAGGGAGCUAAGGAUACAGCUUCCACCCGCAGGAUCCUGACCUUGGAGGACUCAGGGGUUCCCAGGGUAGCGGCGCAGAGAGGGCGCAGUAUCCAGGGGCUCCAGUGGGAAGCGGCCGACCCCUUCCAGACCGAAACCCAACUCCACCAGCUCCGCAAACUGCCAAGUGCAUCCCCCGCGCCCCCGCCCCUCCCAGCACCGGAAGCCCUGGGACCCGAGACCAGGGGCGGGGCCGGCCCUCUCCCGCGGGAUUGGCACGCAGGCGCGGCCCACACGGUGGCGACUGCGACCCCGAGACCCCGCGGCCCCGCCCGUGGCACCACCUUGGCGCCCAGCCCUCCACCGACGGCGCAGCCCAAGGCCCCUAGGCUGCGGAAAUGGCGGCGGGGAGUAGCCAAGCCCUGGAGACCCCGAGCAAUAAAAAGAGACAUUGAGCUCUGGAAUGUGGUGACAGCAUCCUCAAUAAUGACCAGUAUCCCCUGGAUUUUUCAUCUUUUUCAGUUCAGAUUGCACUGGUGGGAUCCCCUGCAACAUGAUUCAAAUCCAGCACCAAGCAGUGAAGUUGGCUUUAAAAAACAAGGAAUGCUCUCCAUGCAACAUGUCUGCAGGAAAGACACAUUUACAAUCACAGCAUUGAAGCCAAAUUUUAAUACUCAAGAGAAUGGAAUGUGUAGUGAAUUGCCAGAAGACUUUACUCAACCUGUAUUAAAUCACAAGAGAAAGAAAUCCUACUUCAGCAAUCUAUUUGGAAAACCCCUCAAUGAUCAGUUAUCUUUUAAUCAACAAAAGCAUUUUCACAGUAGAAGUAAAUCAUAUGAAUGUCUUCUAAUUGGUAAAUCCUUUGUUGAAAGCUCUGUCCUUACACAUUACAAUGAAAGUUACAUUGGAGAGAAACCCUGUGAAUAUCAUCUGUGUGAGAAAGCCUCCUCUCAUAAUUCUGGCAUCAGAGUACAUGAGAGACCUAAUACUGGAGAGAAUCCUUAUGAAUGUCACCUACAUGAAAAAGCCUUAACUCAUUUCUCUACCUUGAGACAACAUGAGAGAACUCACAUUGGAAAGAAACCCUAUGAAUGUCAUCUCUGUGGGAAAGUCUUCACUCGAUGUUCUGCCCUUAGAGAUCAUGAGAGAACUCACACUGGAGAGAAGCCUUAUGAAUGCCAUGUAUGUGAGAAAGCUUUCAGUCAUUUAUCUAACUUGAGACGGCAUGAGAGAAUACACACUGGAAAGAAACCAUAUAAAUGCCAUCUAUGUGAGAAAGCCUUCUCUCAGUGUUGUUACCUUAGAGCUCAUGAGAGAAUUCACACUGGAGAGAAACCUUAUGAAUGUCAUCUAUGUGGGAAAGCCUUCAAUCGUUUCUCUAGCUUGAGAAAACAUGAGACAUCUCACACUGGAAAGAAACCAUAUAAAUGCCAUCUUUGUGGGAAAGCCUUCUCUCAGUGUUGUUACCUUAGAGCUCAUGAGAGAAUUCACACUGGAGAAAAACAUGAUUGUCUUCUGUGUGGGAAAGACUUUACUUAUCUCUCUUCCCUGAAACGACAUGAGAGAACUCACACUGGUGAGAAACCAUAUGGAUGUCCUCAAUGUGGGAAAGCCUUCACUCUAUAUAGUUACCUGAGACGACAUGAGAGAACUCACACUGGAGAGAAACCAUAUGAAUGCCAUCUAUGUGGGAAAGUCUUCACUCACUGUUCUUCCCUUAGAAAACAUGAACGAACCCACUGGAGAGAAACCUUAUGUAUGUCAUCUAUGUGAGAAGGCCUUCACCUGUUAUUCUAGACUUAGAGUACAUGAUAACACUCACAUGUAAGAGAAACACUAUGAAUGUCUUCUGUAUGGGAAAGCUGUCACAAUAUGUUCAUCUGAGACAACAUGAGAGAACUGACACUAAAGAGAAACCUUAUGAAUCUCAUCAAUGUUGGAAAGCCUUCACCCACACUUCUGGUUUUAGAAAACAUGACAAAAUGUCCAGGGGAAAGAUACCAUAAGAAUAUUAUCUACAUGGGAAACUUAGUUUAGUUUUGUAAACUUAGACAGCAUGAGAGAAUUUGAAUUGAGUGAAACCUUAUGAGUUUUAUAUAUGAAAGGCUUCAGCCAAUGUUCAUUUAUUAGAUUAUGUGAGAGAACACAUACCAUAAAUGAUUUGAAUAUUGAAGGGACUUCAGCCCUUCAGUUAUCCUUUAAACAUACAAGACAACUCAUACACUGAGGAAACACCAUUUGUAAUCAAUCUGAUAGAGUUUUAAAUAAUUCUUUCUACAUCAGUGUAAGCCAGUUCAUAUUGGAAAGAAUCAACAUCAUGUCACCUUCAUGGCAAAGAAUUUAGUAAGGUCUGAUGAUAUACAAUUUUAGAGAACUCAUGUUAUACAUUUAAUGAAAGUUCAAGAGUCUUCAUCCUCUGCUCCUGUUGAUAGACAAAUCUUUACCAAAUGAAGGAGCUUCUUGAGGAAUUUCCAGGCACUUCAUGCUGGAGAUGUUAUUCAUGAAAAAUCACAAAAUUCUUUAAUUGUAUACCCACACUUGUAGGGCAAUUGAGAAUUCACACUUUAUAAAUCUCUUAUCAGUGUCAUGAAUGCAGGCAUGAAAUCAGUGAUUGCUCAUUACUUUAGUAUUAAUUUUCAUAUGCAGAGGAAAGAAAAAUCCUAAAAUCCAUUUGGAAACAUCUGCAACUUGAUUUCACAUCAGAUAAUUCAUAGUGGAAAAUGAAAUACUUUAAGUUGCCCAUUAGAACAAAAUUGAGCAGAAACUCAAGGUUUUGAACAAGACUUACUGUUGAUAUUAUGUAGGAUAACAGUACAAAUUGUGAAGUGAAAUGGGUAUACUGAGUUUUGAAUUUGUAAAAAGUAUUGUGAAGUGAGGUUAAUUCAUUGAUCAGUUCAUAUAUAUAUAUAUAUAUAUGCAACAAAUAUUGUUGCUGAAAAUCUGAUGUUUGCCAUAUUCUAAUUUUCUUUUUAAGCAGUUCCAAUCACAAAGAUUUGAAUCACUCAGAAAGUAACUUGGAAUGAUAACUCAAAAAUCUGGAACACAGCAUUAUUACUCUUUACUAUUGUCUUGGUAUUACAAUAUAUAUGUUCAUGGCAAGGAUGAAUGCAAACAUUGAUAAAUAAAAACAGUUUACAACUCGA